AACUCUUUACCUUCCAAGCACUAGCCGACCGGGAUGUCCGGCCUUCUGACAUGUAUCGGAAGAAGACAUCAUCUUAACACUGGAGUGUCGUGCUCGAUACAACAAGCAACCGCCAACAUCACAUCGUUAAGUCGACAAGAAUUUAACACUUGGCGGCUUAUCUCACCUUUGCAAAGGCAUCAGCAAGGUCACCUAGCAUGAAUCAUAUAUGGCCUACCUGGAAACGGUAUGCGCCACCAACCGGGAAGACUAGGAAGACUCCGAGCUUAGAGCUUCUGUGACACUUGAUGGGAAGAAAGAGGCUUGCUAUACGUAACAAAGGGCAAGUUGGAGACGGUAUGCUGAGGCUAUCAGAAUGGAUUGGGACAUAGCUUCCAUGCUAUAAAGCAGAGCUCGACUGCUGUCCAGAAAGAUCACCAUCUUACAACCAGGCAUCCAUUCGCUCAAACAUACUACAGUAUCUUACCCCAAUACCCAAAUCGCCAAGAUGAAACUCACAGUUCUCGCCUCUCUUCUUGCCUCUGUGGCUAUGACCGCUAGUGCCGCACCUGCCACCGGCAUUGAGGCUCGUCAGGGAGUCCCCCGUGUACGCGCCACCUUCUACCGCGACACGCAAUGCGGCCGCGACGGCCGCCCUUACGGCGAUGACUACGUCCCGCUCCAGAACACCACCGCCACCGGCCUGAGCACGUGCAUGAAUUUCCCCCCUUCGUUCAAUUUCCCCAGCACCUACUUCAACGAGACCAUGCUCACGAGGACAAUCCGUUUCUACGACCUUCCUUGCGAGCAGCUUACUAGCGUUGACAGCGGACAUCACAUCGACAUUGCGCCUGGCUUCACAGCUGGUUGCCAGACGCUGACGCUCAAGUCUUAUGUCACUUUGUAGAUGCUCUCGCUGAUGAAAGGCAUGUUAGUGGACAGAUCAAGGAAAGCCUUUUUGUAUGGUAGUGCGGUGUAGUGUGUCGGGUCCAACGCUCCGGCUCAUAUCACAACACGUUCAGGACUUUGGAGGAAUUUCCUACACUAUUCUAGUCACUCAUUUAUAGUAGAACACAGAAUGCGGAGCAAUCCAAUAUCUAAGAGCGUGAAA
Molecule: messenger RNA, 1090 nt
Organism: Alternaria rosae
Lineage: Eukaryota; Fungi; Ascomycota; Dothideomycetes; Pleosporales; Pleosporaceae
Exons: 3
Coding region: 488-886 (132 amino acids)
Source: RefSeq, a predicted model, not a curated record